Messenger RNA from Cooperia oncophora, 831 nucleotides. NCBI's taxonomy places the organism in Eukaryota, Metazoa, Nematoda, Chromadorea, Rhabditida, Trichostrongylidae. The record is from the annotation of a GenBank genome assembly.
AUGACCUUUAAAGUUAUUGCCCUUGAUCUCGAUGGUACGCUACUUACACCACAAAAAACGAUCCUCCCUGAAUCAGUACUAGCCCUUCAGAAUGCCCGUAAAUCUGGUGCGAAGGUAGUGAUCGUAACCGGGCGGCAUCAUGUAGCAAUCCAUCCUUUCUAUCAGGCAUUAGAGUUAGAUACUCCCGCUAUAUGCUGUAACGGGGCAUUGCUUUACGAUUACUUAGGUAAAAGAGUUCUUGCUUCUGAUCCCCUACUUCCAGAUCAGGCUAGGCAAUUAGUAGCACUGCUGGAUGCUCACAAUGUUCAUGGAUUGAUGUAUGCAGACGAUGCGAUGUUUUACAGUGAAUCAACUGGACACAUUACCCGUACUGAAACGUGGGCUAGAUCUUUACCUGAAAAUCAACGCCCGGUCUUCAAACACGUUGAUUCUUUAGGGGCUGCUACCCAUAACGUAGAUAAGAUCUGGAAGUUUGCCCUAACUGAUAGUGAUAUUGAUAAAUUGAAAAAUUUCACUCAAGUAGUUGAGAGGAAGAUCGGCCUUACCUGUGAAUGGUCAUGGCAUGAUCAAGUAGAUAUCGCCCAGACAGACAAUAGUAAAGGUAAACGUCUUUCACAAUGGGUUGAAUCACAGAGUUUAUCAAUGAAGGAUGUUAUCGCUUUUGGCGAUAACUUUAAUGAUGUGAGUAUGUUACAAAGUGCGGGAUUAGGUGUAGCUAUGGGUAAUGCCUCGGAUGAGGUUAAAGCUAGUGCUAAUGUGGUGAUUGGUACUAAUACUGAAUCUAGCAUUGCUAAGAUUCUUAACCAGUACUUUGAGCGUGUACCAGCAUAA